AUGACCGAAUUUCCACUGGAACCUUCGCUCGCCAAGCUGAUCAUCAUGUCGACCGACUUCGAAUGUUCGGAGGAGGUGCUGACGAUUGUGGCGAUGCUGAACGUGCACAACAUCUUCUAUUGGCCGAAAGAGAAACAGGACAUGACUGAUCAGAAGAAGGCAAAGUUCCAACAGCUGGAAGGCAACCAUUUGACGAUGUUGGCGGUGUACAACUAA
Molecule: messenger RNA, 216 nt
Organism: Caenorhabditis sp. 36 PRJEB53466
Lineage: Eukaryota; Metazoa; Nematoda; Chromadorea; Rhabditida; Rhabditidae
Source: the annotation of a GenBank genome assembly